Messenger RNA from Hansenula anomala, 875 nucleotides. RefSeq lists its product as uncharacterized. NCBI's taxonomy places the organism in Eukaryota, Fungi, Ascomycota, Saccharomycetes, Phaffomycetales, Wickerhamomycetaceae. The annotation marks the transcript as partial. The transcript has 2 exons. The record is from RefSeq and is a predicted model, not a curated record.
AAAUUUUGACAAGAACUUUUAUUUUGACAAAACUUUUAUUGUAUUGAAAAUUUUCAAAUUGCUUAAUCAUUAUUACCAUGGCUCCAAAAACAAGAUAUGGUGCUUCUCAACCACCACCAGCUGCUGAAACUGAAGCAGAUGAAACCUUUUAUCAAGAGUCUGAUCCAAACAUUGAACAUUCUGAAGACGAAGAAGAAGAAGAAGAAAUUGAUGAUGAAGAUAUUUCCAACAAAGAUUUGAUUAGAAUGUUGUUGAAAGAAAGAAAGGAAAUGAUGAAGAUGUUCUCUAAACAUUUAUCUGUCAAGGAAAAACCAGCUUCUGCUCCAAUUCCACCACCUGUUAUUGAUCCUGCUGUUCCAACUCCAACUGCUGCUCCUUUUGAAUUUAAACCUGUUCCAUUUACUGCUGAACAAAUUGUUGUGUUUAAAGAGAUUAAAAAAUAUUUUCCUUUAAUCUUAGCAGAAAGUGAAUUCUCUUCUAUGGAUGAUCCAUUCAAUCGGAAGACGUUAAGCAAGAUUGAUGCUGAUUUGAUUAUCCAUGAAACUUUUGAUAGCUCUGGGUUAAUCCACAAAAUCCAAGCAAUUAUCAAUAAUUUGGAACAACAAGGUAUUCCUAGCAAGAACUGGUCCAAAGGAUUUUUGCAACAUUUAGAAGCCACUUUCAGAAAUACUAUUCUGGCCUCAAUUGCUUCAAACACGGUUAUGGGUUGGUCCUCUAUUGGGCCCUAUGAUCAAUACAAAUUGAUUUUAUACCACCUUUUUGCCUCUUUCAAUUUCAAAUUGUACCAUCAUGAAUCUUUGAAUCAACUAAGUGCUAUUGGAUUGAAAAAGAAUGAACCUCUUAAACCUGCAAUGAUCAAGUUGCUUAACAAGCAG